Molecule: messenger RNA, 795 nt
Organism: Frankliniella occidentalis (western flower thrips)
Lineage: Eukaryota; Metazoa; Arthropoda; Insecta; Thysanoptera; Thripidae
Product: glycine-rich protein-like
Exons: 4
Coding region: 110-559 (149 amino acids)
Source: RefSeq, a predicted model, not a curated record
AUAGUUUUUUCCUGGGAUUCGUAUAAAUACCCAUCCAGGCAACCACAAUGGCACAGUCCGAGCGAGUCCUCAGAGCUAGCAGCAGACCAGCUCCCCUCAGAAGCCAAACAUGAAGCUGGUGGCGAUCCUCCUGCUGGUGGCGGCGGCCGCGGCCUCCCCCGUGCCCUCCCCCACCUACUACGGCAGCCCCGUGGUCUACUCCAGCACCGCCUGGGGUAACGGCGGCUACGGCGGCUACGGCGGCUGGGGCGGUUACGGCGGCUACAGCGGCUACGGGGGCUACAGCGGCUACGGAGGCUGGCCCAGCUACGCGUACAGCCCCGUCGUCAAGACCGUCCCCAUCGUGACAGCGCCCCUGGCAACCUCCUACGCCUCCGUCGUGAAGGCCCCCAGCUACGGCUACGGUGCGUACGGCGGUUACGGCUACGGCGGCUACGGACUGGGACACGGCGCCACGUCUUACCAGAGCGUGUACAAGGUGGCCAAGCCCGUCUACGGUCUGGGCUACGGCAGCGCUUACGGAUACGGUGGCUACGGCUACGGCCACGGCGGCUGGUAAACUCAACCGACUGACCCUUCGAGGACCACGCCGACGACAACAGCAAAGGCCCCUCCAACCAACGCAUCAGGACCAUACGACCACGGACACGCGCGGCGCCUUUGAACCAACCCACGCGGUCAACGCGGGCGGCGUCUGUGCGGCGACUACAGGCCAAAGGUUACCCGUGUCGAUUGCGAAACAUCACUUUUGAACACGCCGACAAGAAAUAAAAAUAAAAGGAGGUUCGAAAACAA